This is a messenger RNA of Coccomyxa subellipsoidea C-169, 1726 nucleotides long. RefSeq lists its product as hypothetical. Bases 26 to 1726 code for a protein of 566 amino acids. NCBI's taxonomy places the organism in Eukaryota, Viridiplantae, Chlorophyta, Trebouxiophyceae, Coccomyxaceae. The record is from RefSeq and is a predicted model, not a curated record. The transcript has 9 exons.
GGCCUAUGACAGGGCGGCUGUGAAGAUGAGGGGCGACUCUGCCAGCCUCAACUUUCCAAACACAGACUAUAUGGAGGACGCGUUCAUGAAGAAGUAUGGGCACCUACCGAAGCAGUCCUACAUCCUCAAGCUCAGGCAAUGGGCCCAGGCACGGAUGGUGCAGAGCAUUGAGGGGAGUGGGGAUGACGCGGGCCACCCAGGAGGCAGCAGCGACAGCCCGGCAGCAGAGCAAGAGGCCGCACUGCCCAGGAGCAUUUCCAGCCACCGGCGCAGCUCACAGGCAUUGCCGGAGCUCUCCCAGCCACAAGGUCAGGCGGCGGGUGCGAGGAAAGAGGUGCAGCAGGAGAUGGCAGCCACAAGGAGGAGCUCGCGCAUGGCACGCAGGCAACUUCAGAUGGGCGCCGGGAGAUCGUUCGAGCAGCCGCCGCGGCCGCCGACCUACUUUGGCAGCGUUGCGCUCGCAGCGCACCCCUUCCCCACCGUCUCCACCAUGGCAUUGCACUUCGGGGCUCCGGGGCAAAGCAUGCUGCGGCCGGAGCACUUGCUGGCUUCUCACCAGCUGCCGGAAUUUCUGGAGCAGGAGGACCGCGCCUGGCACAGCAGCCAUGGCCUGGCCAGCCUCAGCAGCGGCUGGGGCCGGGAGGAAGCUGCCAACUGGCCUGUCUUCCCCGGCAGCCCCCUCGUCAGCAUACCAAACCCUGCACAGCAGGCUGCGCAGAGCGGCAUGACGAGUGCAGCACCGCAGCACGCCGCGCGCUUUGCUCCUGUGGAGAGCAUGCUGAGCAGGGUCAUGGCCCGGCCCGGCUCUUCCAGAAGCGCUCCCGUGCAGCGCACGCCCCUGGACGCCGGGCCAUCACAGGGGCUGCAGGGCUCUGGCAGUGAGGGGCAGCAGAGGAGAGGCGGCACCGCGCCGGUGAAUCUGCCGCACCUGCCCCUCGGCUUCCCAGACCUUCACCUGCACCUGAUGCAACAGGACGCUGACGAGGGCAUCCUAGUGGAUCAGCCCAGGGUGUUCACUUCAGCGGCGCAGAUGCUGUCGGACAUCCUGCCCUCGACGCUCAUCACCAUCGGCGCGCCGCCCCCGGGAGACGGCCAGCCGCCGCAGCCGCGCCCCCGGUCCGCCCUGCCCUCCGCGCCAGACACCUCCAUGCAGCACUCCCACCACCGUACCUCCGUCAGUGCUCCUGCGCAGCGUCAUCCCGCUCCCGGCAUCACUAGGCAGUCACAGCGCGCCGGCAAUGUUCACGCAUGGGAAUGCCUACAGCCAGAAUCGGACACACAACAGGCCGAGCGGCGCGCGCGGCCGAUGGGCCGCUCUCACAGCUUCCCAGCCCAUCUUCAGGCCCAGCUCGCCCCCUCCGCAGGCAGCAUUUACGGUCUGCAGCUCCUGCCGUCCGCCGCGAUGCUCCGCACUGCAUCUCACUCUCAGGCGCUGGGCGGCGGGGCGGGUCUGCAUGCGCACCCAGAGCGGUCUGAGGGGGAGCCAGAUCUGGCGCCGGUGGUGGAAGGCGAAGGGGUGGACCGCGAGGGCGGCGGGGAGGCUGCGCCAGAUCAGGCGGCGAGCCAGGAGGAGCAAUUACUCAUCUCGGGCGGUUCCGCGCACCUGGGCACCGGCAUUGGCCUCGUGGCGAGCGUCACGCAAGAGCACUCCUCCUGGGCAGAUGCCAACCCAGAGCCCGCCCCACAGCAGGUUGCGGCUGCAGCUGAGCCUGAUGGAGAGACAUAA